Molecule: messenger RNA, 252 nt
Organism: Fomitopsis serialis
Lineage: Eukaryota; Fungi; Basidiomycota; Agaricomycetes; Polyporales; Fomitopsidaceae
Exons: 1
Source: RefSeq, a predicted model, not a curated record
AUCGAGACCAUCAAGUUCGCCACGGACUGGCAGGCGCGGCACGCCCGCCCCGGCGGCAAGAAAUGGAUCAGCACGUUCUUCCGCACGACGUUCAUGCAAGACCCUGCGUUCGCCCCCGAGUUCGAGGGCCUCGCCGAGCCCGCGAAGGCGGCGAAGCUCACGCAGCUCGCGGCGCGGUUCGCGACGUGGCGCAACACCGCCAGGCACACCGUGACCACGCGCAACCGCCUCCUCAAGCUGUACAACACGGUG